Molecule: messenger RNA, 1565 nt
Organism: Carassius auratus (goldfish)
Lineage: Eukaryota; Metazoa; Chordata; Actinopteri; Cypriniformes; Cyprinidae
Product: UPF0583 protein C15orf59 homolog
Exons: 2
Coding region: 544-1428 (294 amino acids)
Biological process (GO): inhibitory postsynaptic potential
Cellular component (GO): postsynaptic density
Source: RefSeq, a predicted model, not a curated record
AAAAACAUUGCAAAUCUAAAACAAAUAAGCUCUUGGCAAGAAAAGCAUCUUUGGGAGUUUCUUUUUCUUCCUGGAUUGGAUUUUGCGUGGCUCGUGCAAUGCUCCUGGCCAUGUCUUCAUGGAAGAGAAGAAUUCUGCAUCAUAGACAACUGCUUUCCAUUCAAAGUUACACCUAAGGACUCGCAAAAGCUAGGGUGAAAUGAGCCCCGUUUCUUGCACAUUUUGCUUCUUCAUCCUGGUGUUUGGUGUGUGUUCUUGGAUCUAACAGCCUAAGCGUCCUUCAAUGAUUCUGGCACCUUCCGUUCCAUCUGCGUCUGUCCUGAGAUGCCCCACCGUACACAGCAAGAGGAGGUUUGACCCCAGACCCAGCGAGGUCUCUCGGCUGCCCAGGCGUAUUUAAGAUGUUGAACCCUUCCCACGUGGCCCGAGCCCCAGAUCGGAUCAGUAGCACUGCGGCUCCUGGAGGCCUCAGACAUGGAUCGUGGCUCGGCUCGCCCCUGCCCUCAGCGCUCCACACCCCGGCCCGUGAGCAGCCUGUGAAGGAUGUCCCAGAGCGGAGCUCCAGCCCGGGAACCCUCUGAGACCCCCAGUCAGAGAGAACAGAUCCGCAGCCACAUGAAGAUGGUGAUCGGGCAGCUGGAAGGAAUCCUCAAGGAGCUGAAAGAUGUGGCACAUGAACUGCGGGAGGUGGUGGGUCAGAUCGACAAACUCACAUCAGAUAUCGACUUCGACCUGGAGCCUGACGACUGGACGGUGGCGACGGCGAGCAGCACGUCGAGCAGCGAGCGUGGCUUGGGUGAGGCUUUCAGACUGGACUUCCUCGGCCAGGACAUGCUCUCCGACGAAUGGGACUUCUGCAACUUCCUCGAGGCCUCCAACCGGAAAACACAGCGAGAGGAGACGGAUGAGGGCCAGGGGAGGCCGUCAUUGUCCACAGCCAGCGUCUACUCACAGAUGAACGGGGGCCUCCACGUCCCCAACGGGCCCCUAAUCGUCACCCCAGACUCCUCCAGCGAGGAGGCAUCCAGCUCCACUCACAGCCAGAAAACCAGAGAACGUGUUCGCUUUAGCGACAAGAUCCUCUACCACGCUUUGUGCUGCGAUGACGAUGAAGACGAGGAAGAGGAUGGUGGCGGCGAGGAGGACGAUAAAGGGGACUGUGGGACCCCAGAUACAGACAGCGAGCACAGUCCUCUGACUCGUUCUCCCGCUGAACACCCGCCAGGCGUCUACAAGUGUCGAGAAACGGCGUCUGCGGGACCCUCUCCUGUGAAGAUGCCAGUGAUGAGCUCUCACACUUUACCCAGGAAAGGUCUUCUCAACCCCAAAAAACUGCUACGGAACAGCAGCACACAGACGGUUUCGGAUAAGAGCACUCAGACUGUACUGCCCUACGUCCCAGCCAAACAGAAAAACAAGGACCUCUGAGAGAACAGUCGGAUUUACACAUACAAAACACCAACGGACUGAGACAGGAUUACAAAGAACUGUAUACUAUUUAAUAUUAAAUACAUAGAUAAUAGAUAAAAACAAAAUAAUAAAUGAAUUAUUCAAUAAAUUAUAUA